CUGCGUCGCGCCUUUGCUCUGAGCGGACGUGUGACUCGCUAUUGAUAUUUAAUCUUUGGGAAGUGAAUUUAUAAAUGUUCUUUCAAUAUAUCCUGUUUUCUCGGACCCUCCUUGUCUUUCGUGAGAUUAGUUCCGUAUGAGCCGGCGGCCAUAUUGCCCUGUGUCGGACGUCCCGCUCUUAUGGAGUUGGUUUUGUGUGUGAACUUAGCUGUGAAGUGUUAGUGACGAUGUUAAUUGUGCAAGUUGCUAUUUGGUGAACAAUAAUACUUUUUGUAUUUCUGUGGGAUUUGAACCCGGGUUCGCUGCGUCCCAGCCGCGCGUGUUACCGCUGAGCCACGGAUCGUUGAGCGUUCUCGGUCGAAUCUACCGGACACCUCUAGCGACGUUAACAGUGUUUACACUGUUCUUGCUUUUAAACUUUAUUGCAUAAGUCAUAUAGCUCAUUUUAAAAUGUUUUGCAGUGGAUGCAAUACAAAUGUCGAGACGAAUGAAUCAUUACAAUGCACGGGCUGCAGCAAAUACUACUGCUUGAAAUGCUUAGAUGUAUCCCCAUUGCAAUUGCAAUCAGAAGAAUAUAUUGCCAAAGUUGCUAAAGCAUGGCUUUGCUCAUUCUGCACUUCAUUGACUAAUCGACGACGAAGAAACGACGGCACGCCGGUCACGGGUGUAAACACCAAGCUGUUGUCGGGCCGGGGCUCCGUGUCCGGGGCCGAGGUCACGCUAGACGACUCUGUUAUGUCUUGGGACGGCACAUUAGACGAUUCAAAGUUACCUAACAACGCACACGGCACGAAUGAGUUGCAAGAAGAGUCGCUGACCACUCCUCCUAACACGUUCCAGUCCUUACAUAAUACUCCCUUUCAGUCUGAUCAGCACGCAAAGUUAUUAAAUAGUAUCCUGCUUAAAGUAUCCGCGCUGCAAACACAAUUUUCGGCCAUCCAAGCAAUCCAAGCAGACAUGAACCAGGUUAAAUCUGAUGUGGCGGAUAUGAAAAACAGCCUUGAUUCAAGACUGCAGGAAAUGUCAAGUCGAAUUGAUAGUAUUGAGUCUAGAGUCACCGGACUAGAGAACUGUAAAGCCGAAGUAGAUGAGUUAAAAAACAGCGUAAAAAAUAUAGUAGCAGAAAUGCGUACUAAUGAACAGUGGGUAAGGAGGUCCAACAUCCAGAUUAACGGAGUGCCUGAAGCCAGAGGCGAAAAUCUUUACUCAAUUUUAAACUCGCUUGCAGGGUUAAGUGGUUACCCUCUUAAUGUCGCGACAGACAUCGACUUUGUGACCCGCGUGGCUGUGAAAAACGAUACGGAUAGUAGGAAACCAAAGCCGAUCAUUGUUAAACUGCAAGCACGCUACAAAAAAGAUGAUUUUAUCUCUUCUUUACGGAAGCUAAAGAAUUUAAAAGCUAAAGAUCUCGGAUUUACCAACAACGACUCUCGCAUAUACGUCAAUGACCACCUGUCCGGAUUCAAUAAAUUCUUGCUUAAACAGGCUCAACUCAGAAAAACUCAAAAACAAUACAAGUAUUGUUGGGUCCGGAAUUGCACGGUGAUGGUGCGGAAGACGGAUAAUUCACCGAUUUUGUACAUUACGACUGAGGAAGCUUUAAACAAGAUUACAUAA
Cydia pomonella (codling moth) is the source of this 1617-nucleotide messenger RNA. RefSeq lists its product as uncharacterized. The coding region runs from base 451 to 1617 and encodes 388 amino acids. NCBI's taxonomy places the organism in Eukaryota, Metazoa, Arthropoda, Insecta, Lepidoptera, Tortricidae. The record is from RefSeq and is a predicted model, not a curated record. The transcript has a single exon.